Molecule: messenger RNA, 249 nt
Organism: Soboliphyme baturini
Lineage: Eukaryota; Metazoa; Nematoda; Enoplea; Dioctophymatida; Soboliphymatidae
Source: the annotation of a GenBank genome assembly
AUGCUGCAACAGUUUAUGUUCAGGUCGUUUUGCGGAUGCGCCGUGAAAAACCAGUUAAUCGGCUUGUUCUUAUGCCUAAGCCGACAGCGGAUUGCGUUGGACGCCAAGGUGGCGGAGGCGUGCAACUACUUCCGAAUCUUCAUGCGUCGUACCCAACUCAGCGUAUUUCGCCUGUGGAGUCAAAAGGAAGAAAAGCCCGAACUCUGUUCGUGCAAAAGAGUAGAUCGCCUGUUCAGUUUCGCUCAAUAA